Molecule: messenger RNA, 1923 nt
Organism: Cucurbitaria berberidis CBS 394.84
Lineage: Eukaryota; Fungi; Ascomycota; Dothideomycetes; Pleosporales; Cucurbitariaceae
Product: major facilitator superfamily
Exons: 5
Coding region: 1-1815 (604 amino acids)
Biological process (GO): transmembrane transport
Molecular function (GO): transmembrane transporter activity
Source: RefSeq, a predicted model, not a curated record
AUGAGCAAUCAAGAUCGAUUCGUCGAAAAGGCAGAGAGUGCCGCCAGCCCCAAUCGCAUUCCCCAUGGACACCCCACGAAUCCUAUACAGGAAGAACGACAUGAAGAAAUCGAGCGAACACCGACCAGGUCCAGCGUUGCGACAACUUCGACGUCCUCAUCGGGCGCCUCCGCAGCAGAACGCGAUGCCGACAUGUCCAGGUUUCCAACACAACGCGACGAUGUAGUAGAUCUCGAACGUCAUGCCACAGCAUUGAGCAGAAUACAAACACAGAGAAGCCAACACAGCCAGACGGUUGGUGGCAGCCUCAAGAAUAGGAUGUCUAGGAAACCGCUCCCCGCGUUUGGAGCUGGCAAGCCGUAUCCACCACCACUACCGGAGAGAGAAGAAUAUGUCGUUGAAUUUGAAGGUGUCGAUGACCCGCUGCAUGCUAUGAAUUGGCCGCUGAAAAAGAAGCUCGCAACGGCGGCAAUGCUUGGGUUCACGACACUUACUGCAGCGUUCGGUAGCUCCAUCUUCAGUGCUGCGACGGGCGCUAUCAUGCACAAGUUCCAUGUAGGAUCAGUUGUCGCUACGCUAGGGACGUCCUUCUACGUGCUGGGCUUCGCGACUGGACCGAUUCUAUGGGCACCGUUCUCUGAGCUAAAGGGUAGACGAUUGCCUCUAGUCAUCGCCUCGUUUGGAUUCUCUGUAUUCAACAUUGCGGUAGCAACAGGCAAAGAUCUACAGACUGUGUUGAUCUGUCGGUUUUUCUCUGGGUUCUUUGGAGCUUGUCCUCUCACGUGCGUCGCAGCAGUAUUUUCCGACAUGUUCAAUAACGCUACGAGAGGUAUGGCAAUUACUAUCUUCAGUAUGACGGUGUUUACGGGUCCGCUUUUGGCACCUUUCAUCGGCGGUUUCAUCGUCAUGUCUGACCUCGGAUGGCGCUGGACUACAUACAUCGUUUCCUUCAUGGGAUUCGCCGCGUUCACAUUGAACUUGCUCUUCCUCUCCGAGUCCUAUCCCCCCGAGAUCCUAGUCCUCAAAGCUGCGGAGCUGCGCCGCCGGACGAAAAACUGGGGCAUUCAUGCGAAGCAAGAAGAAGUUGAGAUCGACUUUCGACAGCUGGUCGAAAAGAACUUUUCGAGGCCGAUUCGUAUGUUGUUUACAGAGCGUAUUGUGCUACUCCUGAGUGUGUACACGGCUUUUAUCUAUGGUCUGCUGUACCUCUUUUUAACAGCCUACCCCUUGGUAUUUCAAGGUGUCCACGGGAUGAAUUUGGGUGUCGGAGGUCUGCCUUUCUUAGGCAUGGUUACUGGCCAGCUGUUGGCAGGGACUUUGAUUUUCAUUCGACAACCGGGAUAUCAGAAGAAGCUUGCCGCAAAUAACAACGUUCCUAUUCCUGAAUGGCGACUACCGGAGGUAAUCAUCGGGGGCAUCUGCUUCUCAGUAGGCAUGUGUACUUUCUGGUUCGGUUGGACUGGGUAUAGAGCAGAUAUCCACUGGAUCGUCCCCACUCUCUCUGGUAUUUUGAUCGGAUUUGGCCUUCUGAGCAUCUUCCUACAGUCGCUCAAUUACCUCGUUGAUGCGUAUCUCAUGUUCGCCGCCUCCGCGAUCGCAGCCAACACGUUCAUGCGCAGUCUAUGUGGAGCGUGUUUCCCUUUGUUCGCCCGACAAAUGUUCUUGGGCAUGGGUAUUCAAUGGGCAGCUACGCUGCUUGGUUGUAUAGCUGCGCUCUUAGUUCCAGUCCCGAUCUGGUUCUACCUCAGAGGCGCGAAAAUCAGGGCGAAGAGUGCUUAUGCACCCACAGCCAAGCCAUCGUCUGCUGAGGAAUAACAACUUAACACCGAACGUUCUGCGCGUAAAUGUUCGCAUUUGUGACACAUACAAUGGGGGCGGGGGUUGCUUUGAGCAUUUAGCGUUGCCUUCAAAAAGAUACCACUU